GCACCUGUUGAUGGCGAGCCCCCCUCAGACGGCGUUGGACGCAGUUGCGCCCACUGUGGAUGCAGCGUUCGCUGCGUACGAGAAGGACAAGGAGGUAGUCAAGACAUGGGACAAGAUUGUGGAAACCCUGUCGGAGCACAGUUCCUUGAUCUGGCCUCAGCAAAUCUUGCCUCGAUUCGUAGGCGUCGAGCCCAACAACCGUGGUGGGAUUGGAGUAUGCUUCCAGAACGCCUUGAACAGCGCCGCCAAGCACUGUGGCGCUGGCUGGAGCCUGGCUCGCGCCAACCAAGGGGCGUUCGCCGUCCAGGCGAAGCCUGGCACCGCGCGCACUGAGGAGCUGCUGGCCUUCAACAAUCGCAUUGCUUCGACGCAGGGGAUGCCUGAGUUUGAGAGUAUCUUCGCAGUAUCGUUCGGAAGCAGCCACAACAAUUGCUUCCUCCGCGGGGUAAGCGCAAGGAUGGAGUGCGCCAACCAGAAGCUUGCCCCCACUGGGAGGCUUGACCCUUCCGACCUUGGAGGCAAGCAUCCCAGCCUCAGGAAGGCGCUUGAGCAAGGCCUGACCUGGACGAUCGUUGCCGAGGAAGUCGUGGAGCGAUGGCCUUCCUUAGUGCCGCUGGGGCAAAAGGCACUGAAUUGGCGAGGGGAGCAAGAUCAGUCUGAGUUGGAGGGUCUGCUGACGAUGCACAGCAACUACGCCCUCGCCAUCGGCGCGAAGAAAUCCGAGCAGGAUGCGUGGAGUUACGCUGAGAGCGAGGCUGUCAGCAACCAUCCUUUCUGGAGCGGCUGGGCCGUAAGCCUGGCCAAGUUUGCCAAGAUGACCACCACCGAUCAGCUGACCGAGCUGAGAGACAUGAAGAAUGCGGUGGUGAAGGCCCCGAAGACCGCCACCGCGAACUUCGGUUACAUCGGAGGCGCGUUCCACGAGAAGCUCGCGAGCCUCAAGUGGCAUGGGGUACUGCAGCUUCACCGUGUGCGCGGUGCGGCGUUCCUCUCGAAUGCGCUCAGCCCUCUGGAGAAGGUUCGGCACGGGGGCGUGGUGGACUGCGUCCAGGGCUGCGCAUUUUUGACCAUCCAGAUGGUCGACAACAAGUGCUCCUUGGCGAAGGAGUCCGACCUCAACAAACUCGUUGCCAAGGGGUCCCAAGCUGCUGUGCUCCAAGCCGAAGGCAUGAUGGAUUUGGCGAGGGAUAUGCUGGCUGAGCAUAAUGUCCCAAGAGCCAAAUGCAUGGAGAUGCUUGCGCUGCACGACACUGCCAUCGUCAACCACAUCCUGAGGAAGGGCAAGCAGAGCAGGCAAGCCAAGGAGCACGAGUCGCUGGAGCACGCAGGCCAACCAUUUGUUGACCAAUUGUCCGCCUACGUCGGCACGCCCUUGGACAACCCUUGGCUUCCCAACAAGAGGAUCCUCGGGAAGAGCUUGACGACGCAGUCCAUGGCGCAGCUGAAGGACGCUGCGUUCCAGAUGCAGAGGCUCGGCUUUACCGAGGGCUGCAUCGUGAAGAGGAGGAGCAGCGGCGCCAGCAAGGACAGCAAGGACCAGUGCACCUACUACACGCUUGAGCAGCUCACCGCAGACGGCGCCACGCUGAUGCCGACGGGCGUCUUUGAGAAUGGCCAACCCUUGCAGCUGGACCUUGAGAAACUCAAAGCCGACUGGGCGGCCACCACUGCCAAGAUCCAGUACGAGAUCGAUUCCAGCUUGCACUCGCCUGAGGCAUCCAGGGAGUGGAUUGCCAGCCACACCAAGGGCUCCAUCCUAGUGUGCCUGGCGCGCCUGUCGAUACAGAACUCGUCAUACGAUAAGAUCAAGAUCUAUGCCAACCCCUUCUCGGUCAGGACUACAGAGGCAGUGAAAAAGGGCGACCUUGUCUUCGUGCCGACGACGACGAAGAUCGAGGAUCGCGAUGGAGAUACGCCUUGCACUAAGGGGCUCGAUCUCGGCAAGAUGGUGGAGAGGCCCCCCAUCGCGUUCAGCCUGCUAUCCCACGUCGUCCUCCGAGGUCCCAAGUCGACUGCAAAGGCAAUCGUUCCGCCCUUCUGGGCCGUCGCCGAGCCUGUGGAGGGCCAGAAGGCAAACAUGAUCAUUGAGAAUGUAGGCGUGUGCGAGACCACUCAGCUAUCAGUAGAAGGCCUGCUGCAUUCUCACGGCUUCAAUUUUUACUUGCCUGUCAUGACAAACACUGUCGAUCUAAAG
This is a messenger RNA of Prorocentrum cordatum, 2194 nucleotides long. The record is from the annotation of a GenBank genome assembly. Lineage: Eukaryota; Dinophyceae; Prorocentrales; Prorocentraceae.